AUGGACUAUAAUAGGAUGAACUCCUUCUUAGAGUACCCACUCUGUACCCGUGGACCUGGCUCCUACAGCACCCCAACUUCCUUCCCCCAGAGCUCGGCUCCGACUGGUGACAGCUACGCAGGGGAGACCCGUUAUGGCGGGGGGCUGCCCAGCCCUGCGCUCCAGCAGAACUCAGGCUACCCGGCCCAGCAAUCGCCUUCGGCUUUAGGGGUGCCCUUCCCGAGCUCGGCGCCGUCGGGGUACGUAACCCCAGCCGCCUGCACUUCCAGUUAUGGGCCUUCCCAGUACUAUCCUCUGGGCCAGCCAGAAGGAGAUGGCGGCUACUUUCAUCCUUCCAGCUAUGGGGCGCAACUCGGGGGCUUGUCUGACGGCUAUGGCACGGGCGGGGUGGGCCCGGCUCCCUACCCUCCGCCGCAGCCCCCCUACACCAACGAGCAGACGGCGAGCUUUGCCCCGGCCUAUCCCGAGCUCUCGGAGGACAAGGAAUCGCCGUGCCAGGCAGAACCCCGAACCCCUACCGCCAGGACUUUCGACUGGAUGAAGGUGAAGAGGAACCCACCCAAGACAGCGAAGGUGUCGGAGCUGGGCCUCGGGGUGCCCGGCGGGCCCCGAACCAACUUCACCACGAGGCAGCUGACCGAGCUGGAGAAGGAGUUUCACUUCAACAAGUACCUGAGCCGCGCUCGCAGGGUGGAGAUCGCGGCCACCCUGGAGCUCAACGAGACGCAGGUCAAGAUUUGGUUCCAGAACCGGCGCAUGAAGCAGAAGAAGCGCGAGCGGGAGGGAGCCCGGCCGCCCCCCGCACUCCCAGGCGCCCCCAAAGAGGUGGCUGGAGACGCUUCCGACCAGUCCACUUGCACCUCCCCAGAAGCGUCACCCAGUUCCGUCACCUCCUGA
Messenger RNA from Suncus etruscus (white-toothed pygmy shrew), 897 nucleotides. RefSeq names its product homeobox B1 (gene HOXB1). Lineage: Eukaryota; Metazoa; Chordata; Mammalia; Eulipotyphla; Soricidae. Gene Ontology annotation, molecular function: DNA-binding transcription factor activity, RNA polymerase II-specific; RNA polymerase II cis-regulatory region sequence-specific DNA binding. The coding region runs from base 1 to 897 and encodes 298 amino acids. Gene Ontology annotation, biological process: regulation of transcription by RNA polymerase II. Gene Ontology annotation, cellular component: nucleus. The record is from RefSeq and is a predicted model, not a curated record. The transcript has 2 exons.